AUGGACGGGGAACCGUUCAUAGCAGACGUCAGGGUGAACGGCACAGACUUUGUGCCAUCUCUUGUCGACUAUGGCUGCCUCUGCUACGGCGCGGUUAGCAAGCGCACAUUUCACUCUCUCCAGUUGCCACAUAUACGCGUUCAGCCGCGCAUCUUGGAGAAUGCAGCGGGAGACGGCAAGGAGGUCAAAAUCGACAAGAUCACGUAUGUGUCGAUCGACCUCGAUGGACAUCAGCAGCAUCGUGUUUUCAUGUACGUCAUCGACGAUCUUAACUGGGACAUGAUCCUGGGUAAACGAUGGAUGGAAGACCAGGAUGUUCACAUCCACGCGAAGGAAGGAUAUCUCGAGAUCGGGUCCAGUGGAGUUCAAGUACGAGACCGACGACGUUACCAGCCUCCCCAGCUAGACGUCUCUAAUGUCAUGGCCGCAACCUUUUUAGCGGAAGCACGCCGUGACAAACGCAAAGGCGGCCUUGGAGUUCACUCGGUCACAAUGGCGGAUAUUGACAAGGCCCUAAGACCGAAACCGAAGACUGACGUAAUGGAGAAGCUGCCACCACAGUACCACAAGUGGUCUCGAGCUUUCUCUCAGCAACUGGCCGACCAGCUGCCCCCUCAUCGGCCAGGUGUGGACCUGAAGAUUGAAGUGCUGAAAGACGAGCAUGGCCGAGAGAAGCCCCUACCCUGGGGACCGCUUUACAGCAUGUCCCGCGAGGAGCUAUUGGUGCUACGAAAGACCCUCACAGAACUACUCGACAAGGGAUUUAUUAGAGUCAGCAGCUCGCCAGCCGCAGCACCAGUCCUUAUGAGGGACCGCUAUCCCUUGCCCUUACUGAGCGAGACCUUGCGAACGAUAGCCAAGGCAAGGUGGUUCACCAAGGUAGAUGUUAUAGCAGCGUUCCAUAAGAUCAGGGUCGCCCCCGGCGACGAAGAAAAGACAGCUUUCAGAACGCGCUAUGGAUCCUUCGAAUGGCUGGUAGUUCCAUUCGGCCUGACAGGCGCACCAGCAGCCUUUCAGCGGUACAUUAACAGCGUGCUCCAGGAUUACCUAGAUGAUUUUGUGUCAGCGUACAUCGACGACGUCCUGAUCUUCUCCUCUGGAAGCCUGCAAGACCACCGCGACAAAGUCGGCAAGGUCCUCCAACGACUGAUGGACGCUGGGCUGCAACUGGACAUCAACAAGAGCGAAUUCGAAGUCAAGGCUGUGAAAUACCUUGGGUUUAUCAUCGAGGCGGAGUGUGGGAUCCGAGUCGACCCAGAGAAGGUUGAGGCUGUGAAGGAAUGGACAACCCCGACGAAUGUUAAAUCCGUGAGGAGUUUUAUCGGAUUCGCGAACUUCUACAGGAUAUUUAUGCCAGACUUCUCGGUGAUAGCGGAGCCGCUAACGCGGCUAACGAAGAAGGACGUGCCAUUCCGUUGGGAUGGACUGUGCGAAGAAGCCUUCGAGAAGCUCAAGGACCUGUUGAUCACGGCCCCGAUCCUUGCGCACUUCCAUCCAGAAAGGAGACCAUCGUGGAAGCAGACGCUUCAGGAUUCGCCCGAAGCGAACUACGCUAUCCAUGACAAGGAGCUACUCGCCAUUCUCAGAUGUUUGGAGCAGUGGGAACCGGAGCUACGGGCAGUAGAGCACUUCAAGGUCCUAACGGACCACAAGAACCUGAGAUACUUCUACUCGGAAAGGAGGUUGACAGAGAGACAAGUGCGGUGGUCGGAGUUCCUGUCCAGGUUCCAGUUCGAGCUCGAAUGGAGGCCGGGCCGCAAGGGCGGAUUGCCUGACGCACUCUCGACGGGACCAGGACAUGCCGGCCAACUACUCCGAUGA
Hirsutella rhossiliensis is the source of this 1821-nucleotide messenger RNA. Its product is annotated as reverse transcriptase (RNA-dependent DNA polymerase) domain-containing protein. The record is from RefSeq and is a predicted model, not a curated record. The transcript is spliced from 3 exons. Bases 1 to 1821 code for a protein of 606 amino acids. Lineage: Eukaryota; Fungi; Ascomycota; Sordariomycetes; Hypocreales; Ophiocordycipitaceae.